AUGUCCACUCCUAGCCCCACCCCCACAACAACCAAACUCGAGCUCCGAACCGCCUAUGGUCCCGUCUAUCGCGAUGUACUCAACACACCACCUCGUCCCUGUACCGAUACUGAAAUCCCUAUAAUCGACCUCUCGAAUAUAGAUUCUCCUAAUCUGAGUGAUCGACAAGCGUUAGCAGCAGAAGUACGAGCUGCGGCUGUAGGGACGGGAUUUUUUUAUGUGAAGAAUCAUGGGAUUGAGGAGGAGGUUAUUGCGAGGGCGAAGGAACAAGCCUUGAGUUUCUUCAAACAACCAUAUGAAGAAAAAGCCAAAAUAGAUAAAAGGCAUUCCCGCUAUUUCAACGGCUACAUGGGAUUAAAAAGUUCCAACAUCAGCCCCGGAGAAAGUGUAGACGUCAAAGAAUCCAUCGCCUGGCGCUACGAACCCGAAAACGACCCCGAUCACCCACAAACUCUUUCCUCCAUCCCCUCUGAAGUAAAACCCUUUAUACGAGGUGAAUCCUUCGUCUGGGAAGGAACAUCGCACCUCCCCAAUUUCAAAACCGACACACUCGCCUACUGGAAAUCCUGUCUCACUCUCGCGCGCAAACUCGUGCGAGUCUUCGCACUAAGUCUCUCACUCCCUGAAGAUUACUUCGAUAGUCGAGUGACGUAUCCCGGCGCCGAUGGUCUCUACAAUUACUAUCCCCCCAGCACCGAAGAGGAGAAAUCAAAUAAUAGUGUAGGAUUAGGUAGUCAUACCGAUCUACAACUUUUUACAUUAUUAUGGCAGGAUAUGAUAGGAGGAUUACAGGUAUUAAAUAAAGAAGGACAAUGGAUUAUGGCUGUACCCAUCGAGGGAACCAUCGUAGUGAAUAUUGGAGAUUUCAUGAUGAGACUUUGUAAUGAUAUGUAUAAGAGUACUGUGCACCGAGUUUAUAACCGGGCUUCCGUGGAGCGAAUAUCCAUGCCAUUCUUUUUUGGACUUAAUUUCAACUGUGUAGAAGGCGUAAUAUCUACAUGCACCGAUGAAAAUAAUCCACCCAAAUAUGAACCAAUAUCUUGUGGCGAUUGGUGCCAACUCCGCUUCAAAUUGGAGAAUGAUGAGUUUAAAGAGAAGGCUGCACGGGCGCAGGCACCUAGUGCUGUUGUUGUGAAGGCUUAG
This is a messenger RNA of Sclerotinia sclerotiorum 1980 UF-70, 1143 nucleotides long. RefSeq lists its product as hypothetical. Bases 1 to 1143 code for a protein of 380 amino acids. The transcript has 5 exons. Lineage: Eukaryota; Fungi; Ascomycota; Leotiomycetes; Helotiales; Sclerotiniaceae. The record is from RefSeq and is a predicted model, not a curated record.